Molecule: messenger RNA, 717 nt
Organism: Beta vulgaris subsp. vulgaris (sugar beet)
Lineage: Eukaryota; Viridiplantae; Streptophyta; Magnoliopsida; Caryophyllales; Amaranthaceae
Exons: 3
Coding region: 70-561 (163 amino acids)
Source: RefSeq, a predicted model, not a curated record
UGGUAAAUCUUUUGUAAGUUGAGCUGCCUUCUUGAGAGACCGACGAUAAGUAAUUGGCGCAAAUCAGAAAUGGCCUCAACUCUACACUCUCUCUCCUACUCAACUAUGCUUUCCACCCUCGAAUUCCAUUCAUCUCCCAAAAUUCACUCUUUAUUUCCCACAGUAGAUUCCGCCUGUUUAUUGACAAAUUCUCUAAAAUUGCCCACUAAAAACACAAACAAGAACUUCCCCCAAAUCAAUUGCUGUUCAGAAAAUCAAAGUAGAAUCACACUCAGAACUUGCAAAUUUUGCAAGACCCAAUUCGAUCCAGCUCUUAAUCACCCUCUUGCGUGCCGAUUUCACACUGCCCAUUUUGGAGGAAGAAAAAGAGGUACCUGCAGAUGGACAAGCAUCGCCAUGGAUAUUGGGGAGACAAAGAGGAAGUUUGAGAGUGUCCACACCGGAGGUACAAUGAACACCCCUAACUCCGGCCAAGUUCUCGAGUAUUGGCAUUGUUGUGGAUCAGAAGACCAAUUUGACCCCGGAUGCACAUCAGCUCCACAUUCAUCAUACGAUGAUUGAUAACGCUCCGCUGCCAGUUGCAAAUUUAUGUGCCAUGGCUAUUUCAAGCUUUUGAUUCUUGUAAAGUAGUAGGGUAAGCUCACAUAUGAUUGCACCUUCUUGUGGCAUUCCAUUGUCAACACUCGUUAUUCAAAGAAAAUACUCUCGUUCGCUAAA